UCCUGACUUCAUUCACUAUGUUGGGCGUUUAGAUGAAGGAGGCUCUCCACACCUCAGCCUCAAACGUUCUAAUGAAACCCCUCAAAAACUUUUGACAAAAAGAUAUUUUUUUUAACAUUCUACGUUUUAGAAAGACUCUUUUCUACUGCAGAAACUCCAGGUGCUUGCUGAAAAGAUGGAGCCCAGUUCCACUGAAGGAGGAGCUGAGGAAAUCCCGCUCCCAAAAAGUCCACCUGCCAAGGUGAUCCUCAAACACGGCCAAGAGCUGGAGGAGGAGCAGGAGGAGCUGGCCGAGCACCGGCCUCUGGAGCAGGAGGACCUCAACUUCGAGAGGUGGAAGCGUCGGCCCUUGCCCAGGAGGACGCUGCACCAGAAGAUCAGCGACGUGAAGACCUACCUGUGGAAUGCCGAGACCAAGGAGUUCAUGGGCCGCUCGGGAAAGAGCUGGAGUCUCAUCCUUCUCUUCUAUGCUGCACUUUAUACCUUCCUGGCGGCCAUGUUUGGCGGCUGUAUAUUUUGCCUCAUGUGGUCUAUUAGUCCCUACCAUCCCACCUAUAACGACAGAGUAAUGCCACCAGGUAUGACCAUGGCGCCACACCUGGAAGGUCACGACAUCACCUUCAACGCCUCCGACCGCAAAUCGUGGAAGCGCUACGCCCGCUCUAUGGAUGAACACCUACGACCCUACAACGAUGGCGCGCAGGACAGGAAGAACAUCCGCUGCACACAGGAAAGGUACUUCAUGCAGGAGGACUUGGAAGAGGACGCUGAAAGGAAGGCGUGCCAGUUCAAGAGGUCCUGGCUGGGGGAGUGCUCAGGUCUGCAGGACCCCCAUUACGGGUACUCGCAGGGGAGGCCGUGCAUCCUUCUCCGAAUGAACAGGAUUCUUGGAUAUCUGCCUGGACAAGGGAAACCAGUCAAUGUGACUUGUGGAGUCAAGAGAGGACCACCAGAUGCCUUGGGAGAAAUUCAGUUUUUCCCAAAGAGUAUUUUUGAUCUUAAGUACUACCCUUACUAUGGGAAACAACGACAUGUGAACUACUCAUCUCCAGUGGUGGCCGUGCGUUUCUCGGGAGUUCAGUACGACACUCACAUCCAAGUGCAGUGCAAGCUGAACGGAAAGGGGAUCAUCAACGACUCGCCCACCGAUCGCCACCUUGGGAGUGUCACCUUCUUCUUGGACGUUGGAGCGUAGGACCCGAAGGAAGCUCAUCACACUAUAAAUACUCAUUAUUUGACAUGAUGCCCACAAACAAGACACCACAAGCACAAGGGCAUGAAUUUCCUCAUGAGAUCAGAUUAAUCUAACUAAACUCCCCCUGGAUAUGUUUUCCUUGCCUAUGCAAAUCCAAUUUAGAAUGAAACCAGUAAUGCUCUGUAGAACCAUUGUAGGAGCAUAUAGAAUAUGCAGAUUUUUGUUGUUCUUAGAAUGUUUUGGUGAGACCAUACUAAUUAUUUGUGCUUGUAGUAUUUUUUUUUUAAACGUGCAUAUUUUAAGGAAUCUUGUGCAAUGAAAACAAGUCUUGCACUGUACUCACACAAUAAAAGACUGAAAAAAAAUUACUUAAACGUCACACCACUUAUCUUGAUUUCUAUGUACAUACUCACAAAAGGGUUCGAGAUAGUCAACCUUCUGGAGAAAUUUCAGGAGAAACCUAUCCAUAACAAUUACAGGUGCUCGUCUCUAAACUUAUGAACGCCUGGUGUGACUUUUGCCAUUGGGCUUUUUGCCAGAGGGCAGUAAUUGUGCAUUUCCGUGUGUAUUCAAAGAUGUUGUUCAAAUUAAGUGUAACUAAAGUUUAUUGUGAAUUUUUGGUUCAUUUUGGAAUUGAACAUGAAAGUCCAAUAUUAAUUCCUUUUUGUGAAUACUAGUCUACUAUAGAAAACUUGCUUAUGAAAGUUACACAUAUAAGUGAACAGACAAUUUAAGAUAACCUUAGACUGAUUUAAAAUACUUUUUUAAAGAUUAUCCUGCUCCAAAUGUGCUACUAAACUGUGUCAAUGUUGUAGCCUAUUUAUUCCUAUGGCAGUUGUACGACGACUUGUACUGUUAAUUUUGCCUGUGAAAUGAAAAUAAACGGAGGAGGCAGUGGUGGUUUUCUGGCAUGUGCAACACGUGCAGCCACACAGGACUGCAUUGCUUAGGGCGACAAUGCCAAAAAUAAAAUGGAUUACCUGAAAUAGUUUCCAUCUUGUAAAGGCAUGACCUGAUAAACACUGGCGAGCAUUAUAUGGGGAAUUUACAUUCCCUUAUGCAGGGGGGCCUGGUUUAACUGUUUAAGAAAAUCUUGACAUCUUAAAGGUUGUAAUGAUGUUUGCAAUAAUUGGAUAGGGCGUCAUUUAAGCUCAGACUGCCACUGGGAGGAGGGCAUACUUUUUGUAGUCAUUAACAAGUGGUUGAUUGGUUCUUUAACUCCUUUUGUCCAAAUGAAGAAAUGUUUGAUCUAUGUGUGUGUUUUGUCAAUAAAUCCCACUAUUUGGUAAAAAUA
Molecule: messenger RNA, 2489 nt
Organism: Syngnathus acus (greater pipefish)
Lineage: Eukaryota; Metazoa; Chordata; Actinopteri; Syngnathiformes; Syngnathidae
Gene: atp1b4
Product: ATPase Na+/K+ transporting subunit beta 4
Exons: 9
Coding region: 176-1195 (339 amino acids)
Biological process (GO): regulation of DNA-templated transcription; sodium ion transport; potassium ion transport
Cellular component (GO): sodium:potassium-exchanging ATPase complex; nuclear inner membrane
Source: RefSeq, a predicted model, not a curated record